AUGAUCGAUGACCGGCUAAACUUCAAUAGCCACUUCGACUACGCAUGUGAGAAGGCGGCGAAGGCCAUCAAUGCGAUAGCCAGAAUCAUGCCUAACAAUUCUGGACCAAGCAGCAGCAAGAGGCGUCUUCUGGCUAGUGUAUCGUCGUCGAUACUGAGGUAUGAAGAUCCAGCCUGGGAUGCUGCGUUGAAAACGAAGAAGAACCAAAGAAAAUUGAACAGUACGUUCCGCCUCAUGGCCAUGCGAGUCGUGAGUGCGUACAGAACAAUUUCGACGGAAGCAGUAUGCGUUAUCGCCGGAAUGAUACCCAUCGUCAUCACCUUGGCGGAGGACACCGAAUGCUAUAUGUGA
This is a messenger RNA of Ochlerotatus camptorhynchus, 351 nucleotides long. RefSeq lists its product as uncharacterized. Lineage: Eukaryota; Metazoa; Arthropoda; Insecta; Diptera; Culicidae. The transcript has a single exon. The record is from RefSeq and is a predicted model, not a curated record. Bases 1 to 351 code for a protein of 116 amino acids.